Messenger RNA from Cyprinus carpio (common carp), 4154 nucleotides. RefSeq names its product polycomb protein suz12-A. NCBI's taxonomy places the organism in Eukaryota, Metazoa, Chordata, Actinopteri, Cypriniformes, Cyprinidae. The record is from RefSeq and is a predicted model, not a curated record. Gene Ontology annotation, cellular component: nucleus; ESC/E(Z) complex. Gene Ontology annotation, molecular function: chromatin DNA binding.
CCGGAAGUGUUAGCUUUAGCCGUUACGCUUUUUCGGCUAAUGGUUGCAGGCUGACCUUCUAGUGGCUUUGGCUGUGUGGAAUACAUUCAAGACGGAGGGCGGCUAAUAUUCACAGCACUUUCGACUCAAGGCAGUUUCUCACAGGGCACAAAGCUUCUGGGCUUACCCGUAUAUUCUUAAUAAAUAACGUUAAACAGCGGCGAUAUUCUCGCCAACGGACCCGCUAAUCCUCACGCAUACUUUCUGCCGCGGUGUUUUUUUUUUGUAGUCAAGCGCUCAGGAAUCCUCAUCACACAUGAGCCGAUAAGAGUUCGCGACGCGCUCGGUUCUGCACGCAAAUGAGACGUCGCUGUGUUCUUUCUACGUCUUCACGCAACGCUACAUUUGUGUUGUCGCGAAUUCCAUCCGGUCUGUAAAACAAACUGAAGUGCCGGUGCGUUUAUGUUAACUGUUACUCGGUCGAGGGGGCGAACCGGUCUCGGCUGCUCUCCCUUUGUUUGGGCCCAGGGCUCGGCUGAAUCCACUGGAGCUCCGUCUCAAACGUCUCAUUCGACCGCCAGCGCUAUUUUAGGAUGGCUCCACAGAAGCACGGAUCUGGUGGAAACGGGUUUUAUGCCAACAGCGGCGCGAGCAAAGCGGCUAACGGAGGAGCGCACGUAUCGUCCGGUGUUGUGAUGACUUCAGUCAAGCGACCCAAGAUGGAGCAGGUCCAAGCCGACCACGAACUCUUCCUGCAGGCCUUCGAGAAACCAACUCAAAUAUACCGAUUUCUUCGCACGAGGAAUCUUAUAGCACCAAUCUUCCUGCACAGAUCUCUUACAUACAUGUCCCACAGAAACUCAAGAACGAGUUCAAAAAGAAAAUGCUUUAGCAUGAAUGACCUGCUGUUCAAAGUAGAGAAGUCGAAAGUGGAUCAGGAAUCUCACAACAUGGCGUCAAACCUGCAGCUCACUUUUACUGGAUUCUUUCAUAAAACUGAGAAGCCAUUGCAGAACUCGGAGAACGAAGAAAACUCGGUGUCUGUGGAAGUGCUACUUGUCAAGGUCUGCCACAAGAAGAGAAAGGAUGUAAGUUGUCCAGUAAAGCAAGUGCCUACAGGUAAAAAGCAGGUGCCUCUGAACCCUGACAGCAGUCAGACCAAGCAUGGAGCUUUCCCCACUCUGAUCGUGCCCAGCCAAGAGUUUGAACCCAGUAACAGCCACAUGGUGAAGUCCUACUCCCUUCUGUUCAGAGUGUCUCGUCCAGGGGGGAGAGAGCACAACGGCAUGACCACCAGAGAUACCAAUGUUAUGGAAGAGCUGUCUAACAGGAAGAGGAGAUACUGCUCUAAUCAGGAUGAUGGAGAAACUACAUUUGUGGCGCAAAUGACAGUUUUUGAUAAAAAUAGACGACUCCAGCUUUUGGAUGGGGAGUAUGAAGUCUCCAUGCAGGAGAUAGAGGAGAGUCCUGUUGGCAAGAAAAGGGCGACGUGGGAAACCAUACUAGAUGGAAAGUGGCUUCCACCCUUCGAGACCUUUUCUCAGGGACCCACGCUGCAGUUCACUUUGCGAUGGACCAAUGACACGGCUGACAGGGGAACAGCACCAGUGGCCAAACCGCUUGCCACACGCAAUUCUGAAUCCAGCACAGUAGACAGCAGCAAGCCUAGCAAUGUGAAGCCGCCACAGGCAGUCGCUGUUAAUGAAUCAGUUGGCGCUGAUCUACCAGUAAGAAGAGAACAAACUCAUGUCGAACCUCGUCAGAAACUACGUGUGUAUUAUCAGUUCCUGUAUAACAAUAACGCUCGGCAGCAGACGGAGGCCAGAGAUGACCUGCACUGUCCCUGGUGCACGUUGAACUGCCGUAAGCUCUACAGCCUCCUCAAGCACCUCAAGCUCUCCCACAGCCGCUUCAUCUUCAACUAUGUGCCUCAUCCUAAAGGAGCCAGGAUAGAUGUGUCGAUUAAUGAAUGCUAUGACGGCUCUUAUGUGGGCAACCCUCAGGACAUCCACUGCCAGCCUGGCUUUGCCUUCAGCCGUAACGGCCCAGUGAAGAGGACUCCAGUUACACACCUUCUUGUCUGCAGGCCCAAGCGCUCAAAGCCUAGCCUCUCCGAGUUCCUGGAGCCAGAGGAUGGAGAACAGGAGCAGCAGCGGACAUACAUCAGCGGCCACAACCGCCUGUACUUCCACAGUGACAGCUGCACGCCACUUAGACCACAGGAAAUGGAUGUGGACAGUGAGGACGAGAGGGACCCAGCAUGGCUCAGAGAGAAGACCGUUAUGCAAAUCGAUGAAUUCACGGAUGUCAAUGAGGGAGAGAAAGAGGUCAUGAAAUUGUGGAACCUUCAUGUAAUGAAAAAUGGUGGCCUGGAUACUCUCCUCGUAUCACCUUACAUGUUACGUGAGUUUAUCUCUCAGAGCUUGAUCACAUUUCUGCCAGUAAUUCGCCUCUUUCUUUCCUUGCAGAUUCAUAGCUGACAACCAAAUGAAUCAGGCCUGCUUGUUGUUUGUGGAGCAGCACAUCACCACCAUCAUCGAGAAGAAUCUUUGCCAGAACAUUCUGCUCCAUCUGGUUAGCAUGCACGACUUUGGUUUAGUAAAUACAGCGACCAUAGAUAAGGCCAUGGCUCACCUGAAACCGCACAAAGACGGCCAGGAGCAAUCCAAAACACAAGACGAUGCUGAUGGUGGAUCCAGCUGCGAUGGUGAAGCCAGUGUAUCAAGUUUAGUCAACACCCAGAAUCACUGAAACCUCCUCCUCACACUCUGCAUUGAAUUGAGUGUCAGCAGGCAUCCCAGAGCCACAAGUUCUGCUCACUCACAGGGUUCAAGCUGAUGUCGAGUUAGCAGCGGGUUAUGUGGUUUGACGGCCACAUACUCUGCAGAUCAUGAUUUUGGCCUGAUGUCAUCAGAGUUCAAAGCAACUCUUUACUAGGUUCAAAUUACUUGAAGAUGCCAUUAGUCUUUAUGAUGGACUGUACAAGCAGGUCAGAUUUUUCUCUUCCCACACAACCCUGUGGCUCUAGUAAAUUGUUCUGCAAACUUGUUUAAGGUGCCCGUUUUUAAAAGGACUAUGAAAAUAUAUUUUUUUUUAAUAUAUUUUGAAAAUCAAUAGAUGGAAAUGGCUCCUACAAACUAGCUUUUACUGCAUAUUUUUCACAGGGGUUGAUAAACUCAUUCUGCAAACUUUAACUUUUUUUUGCUUGUGUAUGGCUUCAUUUCUUUAUUUUUUUUUAUUAUUUUUUUUUCUCCAGUUUUUCAGCAUUUCAGUUUGUGCCAUUCCAAGUUUUUUUUCUUUCUUUCUUCAUGGUGACUUAGUAUCCACUUUAAUGUUGCACCACACUUCAAGACUUCAACUGAGCCUUAAUUGGACUGACCUUGCAACACAAGCAUAUAGGUACAGGGUACUACAACCGGUGGAUUGCAGAAAUGUUUACACUUGCCUUACCCAUGAAUACAUGGACUCUAAGCAGGGUUUGACCUUUUGGUCUAAAUCAGUGCGAAAAUUAAUUAAUUUAGUCUUGUUUGAAUAAUUUCAAACUGUGUCCGGUUCCGUACAUUAGUUUUAUCACAGUGCAUCUGCUCUGGUGUCCAUCAAUUUAUCUCGUUUCCACUUGUCUUUCACGGUGGCCAUUUGUUUGAUUUUCAGGUGUUUCUGAGGAAACCUGUUGUAACGUGUACAUAGGUUUAGUGAUAUAACAUGAUGGCUUUGUUGAAUGGGACUGCAUUCCAGAAGGAAUAUUAUUUUAGACCAAAGUGAAAUUGCUAUAAUGUUUGUCUAGUUGGUUUCAAAUCAGAAAUGUAAGUCUUUAUAGUUGUUUUUUUUUUUGUUGUUGUUGUUGUUGUAUGCAUCUGUUUUAAAAGAAAGGGAUCUGUUUGUGAAUCAUUACUGCUUUAUUUCGCUACAACUGUGCACUGGGUUAAAAAAUAUUUUUGGUCAAUAUUGGUGAUCAAUUACUUAACUGGCUGAAGCCAUUGUGUAAUUGUUUUGUGUAACACUCUCAGUACAGCAACGAUUACACUCGAUGUGGAUUACUGAUAUAAAGUAAUGUCAAAAAAGAUACUUAUCUUCAAUAAGAACAUUAUGAAACCUGUUUGAGUUUCUGAAUUAUGCUGAAACGUGCUUGAGGUUGCUCUUUAUUUAAAAUAAAGAUUUUUUUGUUUUACAAUUGA